GAGUAUAUUGUCAAAAAGUAUCGGCUGACAGAGCCAUCGCUGGCCUCACAGAACACGACCGCCCAUCUCUAUUGCGUUUCGAAUAUUUCAUUUAUAGGCACGGGCACGGUAGACUCGAUACGAACAGGCAAAAGUUCAAAAUUAUUCCUCAAAAUUAUAAGUAAACGCCCCGCGCGCAUCCCUCCGCCCAAUUUGGGGAGCUCGUUAUUUCGGUGGUUCCCGGAUAUACCGGAAAAGGGUCUGUUAAUCGCGAAGUUUUCCCCAUGAAGCGCUGAAUCAGAACGACCGACAGCAGCAACAACGCAACAGAAACGAGCGGAUAAAGAAAACACAGCAAAAUGAUAGAACCGCCGAAAUUCAUCGAGAAUGAUUGCUACAACGGCAGCCGGACCUUCACUUGGCUGGCAGAUAUGGUGGGCCUCUCCGUGGACCUCGUAAACUUUUUGAUUUGCCAAAUAUCGGCUCUCUUUUUGGCGUCGCUCUUCCGGUCGAUGCUGCAUCCUUCGAAGGUUUCCAGCAAAUUGCGUCACACAUUCGCUCUAUCGAUUGGCCUGGCCUUCGGCUACUUUUGCUUUGGUCAGCAGGCAAUCCACAUUGCCGGAUUGCCGGCAAUAUGUUACAUCGUCAUCCGCACCCAAGAUCCGCGCAUUGUUCAAAGAGCCGUACUGCUGGUAGCCAUGAGUUAUCUGCUGUGCGUACAUCUGAUGCGCCAGCUAUACGAUUACGGAUCCUAUGCCCUGGACAUAACCGGGCCACUAAUGAUCAUCACUCAGAAAGUAACCAGCCUGGCGUUCAGCAUUCACGAUGGCUUUGUGCGGGGCGAUGAGGAACUCACCAAGGCGCAGCAGUACCAUGCCAUUCGUAAAAUGCCCUCUGCUUUGGAGUACUUUUCCUACGUGUGGCACUUCCAAAGCAUCCUAGCCGGUCCUCUCGUUUUCUACAAGGACUAUAUCGAGUUCGUCGAAGGCUACAAUUUGCUGAGCACUCCACCGGGCAAUGGCAAUCUCGACAUCAGCAAGAGAGAAGUAGUACUGGAACCUUCGCCGACUAAAGCGGUAAUACGUAAAGUGGUUGGUAGUCUUGUAUGCGCUUUCAUCUUCAUGAAGUUCGUGAAAAUAUAUCCCGUGAAAGACAUGAAGGAGGAUGACUUUAUGAACAAUACUAGCAUGGUCUACAAGUACUGGUACGCCAUGAUGGCUACCACCUGCAUACGCUUUAAGUAUUAUCACGCCUGGCUCCUAGCGGAUGCCAUAUGCAACAACUCAGGUCUAGGUUUCACCGGCUAUGAUAAGGACGGAAAUUCCAAGUGGGACCUGAUAUCAAACAUAAAUGUGCUGUCGUUCGAGUUUUCAACGAACAUGCGCGAUGCCAUCAACAACUGGAACUGCGGCACCAAUCGCUGGCUGCGAACACUUGUCUAUGAACGGGUGCCCAAGCAGUACGGCACGCUCCUUACCUUCGCCCUCAGCGCCGUCUGGCACGGCUUCUAUCCGGGCUACUACCUGACCUUCGCCACCGGCGCCGUCGUUGUGACAGCUGCGCGCACCGGCCGGCGGCUCUUCCGUCAUCGCUUCCAGAGCACUCAGGUCACGCGAAUGUUCUACGACAUCCUCACCUGCCUGAUCACACGCGUGGUACUGGGCUACGCCACAUUCCCAUUCGUUCUGCUUGAAUUUAUGGGCAGCAUCAAAUUGUACCUGAGAUUUUAUUUGUGCCUUCACAUCAUUUCACUAGUGACCAUAUUUAUUUUACCCAAGUUUAUACGCGGCGAACGCCGGCUUCGGACGUCGAAUGGCAACGGAAACGUGCGCUUGUCGGGCAGCGGCAAUACCAAGGAUGCAGUGACCACUAGUGUGGAGUCGAAAGCAGCCUCAACCGCAGCCAAUGAUCUCAACGAGGAUAGGGAGGAGGAUAAACACGCUCAAUGUAAAGCCAACACGCCCACACACCAGCAGCCAGCUGCUGGCCUACACAAAACAACCGUAGAACAACCAACCGAGCAACCAAACAAUGUAAAUCUUCCACCACGCCCACAGCAGCAGCCACAUCUUGAAAAGAAGGCAAUGCCCACAUGUGCCCGGGACGCCGUUAGUGUACCUCAUGACCAAUGCGAGAUGGAUCAGUUGUCCAGCAAGCUUAAGGAGAAAAUCGAGGCGGAGACCAAAAACAUAGAGGAGUUUAUUGAUAAGACUGUUACCGAAACCGUGAGCGGCAUAAAAGAGUUCAAGAACGACCUGAUGCGGGACAUCGAGUUCCCCAAACUAAAGCUUCCCGGCAGCAACGGCGGAAUUUAUUCGGACUCUUCAAAUAGCGGUGGGCUGCGCAAACGCAACAUAUCCUCGGUUCAUGACAAUGGCACAGAUCCUGGCCAUGCUACCGCUGACCUCCAUCCUCCCCUUGAGGAGAACGGCGCCGCCUUCCUAAAGAAGGAGAUCGAGGUAAUCAACGCGGUGGUGCAACAAGCAGUGCCGGCAGUGCUUAGCAACGGUCAUGCAAAAUAGUAGCAUUGCCCAGCAAGUGAGAGGAGAUCGAACAAAACAACGAUGACGAUGACAGUGGCACGGCAGGGAUUGGAGGCACUCAGAGGCCAAAAUGGGUGCUCCACAUCUGAUUGAUUGUUUAAUAUAUACACUGCGAGAUUUAUCCAAUACGCACACGAUGUACGCACACUACAUUCAAUUGCAACAAAUUUUUGGUUUCACAUUUAAUAAAUGGUUUUCGUUGACAAUCCUGAAGUAAAAAAAUUGUUUACACCAAUGUAAGUGUCUAGGACUGCUGAUUAUUUAAGAAAUAACUGAAAUACACUUACAUGUUUAUCAGCAGCUAAUAUCCUUGUUUAAAUGAACUAAAUGUGCACAAAAACUCUAAUUGUUGUUAAAAAAGAAGUCUAUAUACAUUUCUAGUUAUUUGUUUGUUAAUAUCCCACGGCCUGAUACGAACAGUGUGUUUUAAGCAACCCAACACAUAUCCGCUAGAGUAAUUAAAACCCACGUCAAACCCACGAGCAAAUAUAUUUUAAUGAGUUGAUUUUAAAAACACAACACAAAAACAAAAAAACGCACUGUUUGAUUCACGCAUUUUAUCGAAAACUAAUCCAUAUAUAUGUACGUAAGUCUGCAUAUGUUGAAAUGUUUACCAUAUAGUCUAUGUGCGAACCACUAAAUCAAUUUUGCAGUAUAAUUACUAAUGUAGUUCAAAUCCCGCCCGAAGGAACAACAACGUGACAAGUAGAACCAAUGAUAUCCUCUUCAAGCAAAAAAAAAAGCCUAAAACAAAAGUCAACCAAAUCCUAACUUUAGACUGAUGCUAUUGACAUUUACUAAGCAAACAAAAAGCAAAUCGUGCGUAGAUAAAGUUAGUUAGUAAGCCGUCGAGUUGAUUUUGAUAUUCAAUUUAAACCAAUUUUUGUACAAGUGCGGAAGAGUAUCUGGAAGGGAGUUCCAGCUUGCUUCCCAUUUAUAAAUCCUUUCCAAACCGGCUUUUUAGCUGGCUCUUUUUGUACAUGUUCGUGUCCUCCACUUGUGGCUUCCUACUCCGUAGCUGUUAAGCAUGCUCUUUAUAUAACCUUUUGUUUUACCCAUUAAUUUGUUAAAUCCAAUAAACGAUUUUGCCAGAAAUCCUUACACUUAAUCGAUAUAUUUUUAUAUUUAUUGUAAUAACGAGUCGAAAACAACCACUCUUACCGUGAGCGAAAUCUCAGCGCACAUACGUUUCGAUUGUCGUGGUUUUCUCCUGGAAAUGCGCCGGAGAAGAUUUCGACAGGCACAAAACACUAAGGUGUUAAGCAGUCCAGUCGCCUAAGAUAUACAAAACCAAUUUCAGCAUGAUAUUCGACAAAUAAAUCGUAUAUGUGUAA
Messenger RNA from Drosophila erecta, 3856 nucleotides. It is a transcript of the gene oys, whose product is annotated as lysophospholipid acyltransferase 1. Gene Ontology annotation, biological process: lipid modification. Gene Ontology annotation, molecular function: acyltransferase activity. The record is from RefSeq and is a predicted model, not a curated record. The transcript is spliced from 7 exons. Bases 339 to 2501 code for a protein of 720 amino acids. NCBI's taxonomy places the organism in Eukaryota, Metazoa, Arthropoda, Insecta, Diptera, Drosophilidae. Gene Ontology annotation, cellular component: membrane.